Priapulus caudatus is the source of this 1017-nucleotide messenger RNA. Its product is annotated as integrator complex subunit 10-like. The coding region runs from base 1 to 1017 and encodes 338 amino acids. Gene Ontology annotation, cellular component: integrator complex. The record is from RefSeq and is a predicted model, not a curated record. The transcript has 6 exons. NCBI's taxonomy places the organism in Eukaryota, Metazoa, Priapulida, Priapulimorpha, Priapulimorphida, Priapulidae. Gene Ontology annotation, biological process: snRNA processing.
AUGGUGAUGCUGUUUCAGACAGAGAGCGCCACUGAGCAGCAGGAAUCUAAGAAGAGGAAGCUGAGCGCCUCGCAUCACAUGACGCCGCUUGUCACGAUCAGCGACACCAAUCACAGCGCGGCAAACACUGUCAUGAGCUUCACUACUGCAGUGAGAUGCUGGGAACUUCUCCAUGGUAACGACUGCCUCCGCAAGGACUUUACUCGUAUAUGCCAGAUAUGGAAGACGGACAAUUGGCACUGGCUGCAGACCUUCCAGGUGGAGUUAUUGAUGUAUGAGGGCAUGUAUACUGAAGCUAUUCAGAAACUACAACAAGAUGAAUCAACUACCUGGAGCAUCAGGUGUAAUCUACAGAAAGCCAGCUGCUACUACAUGUUGAACAACUAUGUGCAGUGCUCCAGCUGCACGGCUGAGAUUUUACAAACCUUAAACUCUACUCAGGAACAACAACAACAAGUUCAACGGUCUAACCGCUCACAGACCACCAACAUGCUCUCUCAACCUGGACCCCGGCGCCAUCUACAUUUGUUAAUCACAAGUAGACAGAACGUGCUGGACUACUGCGUGCUCCUGCUCACAACCUGCCUCAAGAAGAGACUGUACGGUAGCUCCACCUGUGGGCAGCAAAGCGAUGCUCUUCUCAGCAGCACGCUGGUGAUGCUUCAGUGGAACUGGCCGAUGGAAGCUGACACGUUCAUCUAUAUCAUUGACUGCAUCGUGCAGCGAGCGUGCUUCACGUACAAACUAUUCCUCAAUUACGUGACAAACGUUGAUGUGCUGGAGGAAUUUGCAUUUCUCUGGAAACACCAUCCUAACGUCGUCAUCGAUCUGCUACCGAUCAGUCAGGCGGAGAUUGCAAGCAAGCGUGCGCUCACACGCGGAGUCAAGCAGAAUGCCAGCGAAGACUUUAAACAGGCGAUGAUCAAGCAGGUGGCGUCACCUUGUCGCGACAUUGAGAAGCUUGUACAGAUGUUCAUCAUAUCGGAAUUGGAGACGUUGCAACGAGCGUUGAUGUGA